Molecule: messenger RNA, 2608 nt
Organism: Passer domesticus (house sparrow)
Lineage: Eukaryota; Metazoa; Chordata; Aves; Passeriformes; Passeridae
Gene: FAIM2
Product: Fas apoptotic inhibitory molecule 2
Exons: 12
Coding region: 230-1165 (311 amino acids)
Biological process (GO): negative regulation of apoptotic signaling pathway
Cellular component (GO): endoplasmic reticulum; Golgi apparatus
Source: RefSeq, a predicted model, not a curated record
CCGACCCUCUCCCCACCGCAUCCCUCGCCGCUCUGCCGGCUCCCCUGUGCCGCGGGCGGGCAGUGGUACAGCCCUGCCUGCAGCGCCCGCAGCUCGGGGACGCUGCUGGAAGCCGAAGGCAGCGGCUGCGGGGGCUGCGGGAGCCGCAUCCAGCCCCACACCGGCCGGGAGAAGGGCUGGAAGGGACCCCGCGCCCAGCUCGGUCCCGAUCCAGGGCCAGGCAGCAGCCAUGACCCAGGGGAAGCUCUCUGUGAACAACAAACCCCCCAGCUCUGAGGGGCAGGGGGACAAGAAGGACAAUGCCACCGCCCCCCCGGCUCCCCCAUCCUACGAGGAGGCGACAGCGGGAGAAGGGAUGAAAUCCGGGGCUUUUCCUGCCCCUCCCGCGGCCCCGCUCCACCCCAGCUGGGCUUACGUGGAUCCCAGCAGCAGCCCGAGCUACGGCAGCGGGGGGUACCCGGGGGACACGGAGCUGCUCACGACCUUCAGCUGGGACGACCGCAACGUGCGCAGGGUGUUCAUCAGGAAGGUUUACGCCAUCCUCAUGGUCCAGCUCCUGGUCACCGUUGUCAUCGUGGCUUUCUUCACCUUCUGUGAACCAGUCAAGGGCUACAUCCAGACCCACUCUGCCUGGUACUGGGCUUCCUACGCCGUUUUCUUCGUCACCUACCUGAUCCUCGCCUGCUGCUCUGGGCCCAGGAGAUACUUCCCAUGGAAUCUGAUCCUGCUCAGCAUCUUUACCCUGUCCAUGGCCUAUCUCACUGCCAUGCUCUCCAGUUACUACAACACCAAGUCGGUGCUGCUGUGCCUGGGGAUCACAGCCCUGGUCUGUCUGUCUGUCACCAUCUUCAGCUUCCAGAGCAAGUUUGACUUCACCUCGUACCAGGGCGUGCUCUUCGUGCUGCUCAUGGUGCUGUUCCUGGGGGGGCUGGUCCUGGCUGUCAUCCUGCCCUACCAAUAUGUCCCGUGGCUCCACGCGAUCUACGCUCUGCUCGGGGCUGGGAUCUUCACCAUGUUCCUGGCCCUGGACACGCAGAUGCUGAUGGGGAACCGCCGGUACUCACUGAGCCCCGAGGAAUACAUCUUUGGAGCCCUCAACAUCUACCUGGACAUCAUCUAUAUCUUCUCCUUCUUCCUGCAGUUCUUUGGCUCCAGCCAGGAGUGAGGGCAGCGGGGCAGGAUGCUCCCUGUGCUGGCAAACGUGAGGGGUUCAAUUGAAAAGCAGAGGUGAAAGGGUUCAAACCCUCCAGCCUGACCCAAUCCCUCCCUUUCUGGUCCAUCCAACGCACUGAGGAGCCCCAGACCCCUCCUGCAGCUUUGUACAUUUGCUGCCAGGCCUUUGUGACCCAGAGAGCAAAGCAGGGCUUCAGUGUCGUGUCCCUUCUGCUCCCCCCAGUCCCGCCCAGCCCAAACCAGUCCAGAGGCUGGGGCAGGAGACUGGGACCUUCCUGGCCUCCGGGGCUGCUGGAGGUGCCCUCUGAGUGCUGCCCAUCAUGGGGUGAAAGUGCUGUGACAAAACAACAGUGAGGGCAGCAGAGCAGGGAUUUUGGUUAGGGAAAAGGGAAAAACCUUGGGGAAUCCUUGCAUUGCCCUGUUUCCCACAAUCCAUUGGAGCUUGGUGGCCUCUGUGCUAUUCCUGGUGACUCCUGCUGUUGGAAACGUGGAGUGUGGGAUCACGUAGCUGGAUUUCAGUGCUCCAGGCACAGGGAACCUGUUUGUUCAGGACGUGCAGCUCUCUGAGGUCAUCCCUGGUGCCACUGCAGGAAAAAUUCCCCUGGAUCCUUUGCAUCCAGCUGAGUGUCCUUCCCUUCCCUUCCCUUCCCUUCCCUUCCCUUCCCUUCCCUUCCCUUCCCUUCCCUUCCCUUCCCUUCCCUUCCCUUCCCUUCCCUUCCCUUCCCUUCCCUUCCCUUCCCUUCCCUUCCCUUCCCUUCCCUUCCCUUCCCUUCCCUUCCCUUCCCUUCCCUUCCCUUCCCUUCCCUUCCCUUCCCUUCCCGGAUCCAUGGGUCCCACCCAGGGGAGUGUGCUGGCUCUCUCUGGAGUGUGGCUCCUCAUGGAGGGGUUUGGGAUCCCAGGGAAGGAAUAUUGCCAAGAAAUGGCAGAGAAGAGAUGGAGGAGGAUGGGUUUCCAUGCUGGGAAAUGCCAUUCCAUGUGGGAAAUGGGCUGGGAUCCUGUGACCCACCCUGAGGCUCUGCCACCCCCACAGAACUCUCUUGCUUGCUCCAAAUGAGCGUUCCUAAGGGGUUCUUUCCAGGGGCUGAGGCCAUUGGAGCAGCGAUGUUCCCUCUCCCUGGCUGUUUUCCAUUUCUCCUCUCCCAAACGGGAAUGUCAGCGCGGGCUCUGGAUGUGCUCGGGUAACUUUCCACCGCGGCCCCGCUCACAUUCCCUGUUUGGGGCUCAGCUGGCUGAUCUGGGGCUGUAAAGCUCCCCGGGGAGAUAAGGGGCCUUUUGCUCUCAUUCCAAGAGUGAUCCUUCCUGCAGAUAGGACCUGGUAUCUCCCAUCUCGCUGGGAAUGCCGGCGAGUGCGUCAGGGAGCUGCCUCCAGCAAUUCCUGCUGCAGAGAGGCUCUGCCAGAACGUGGAACGUUCCUGCUCCUUCUGCCCUGGGUUUU